AAUAACGUUUAAAGCAGCUUGUAUAGUAAUUUAUAAACAAGUUAAGAAAAGACAAUGAUGUAUUAUACAAGAGGGUAUCUAAGUUUUGUGGUGAGACUAAAAAUCCGGAAUAAUGGAAAGAUUUUUAUUAAGGGAUAGGUGAUUUAUUUAAAAAUUAUGGGGAUUAUUAGCAUGAGUUAAAUAGUAUGCUGCAUUAAGAUUAUUAAUUUUAAAUAUCUGAAGAAUCAAAGAAUAAUAAACUAAUAGAUAGUGAAAUCGGGAACAAUUAUAUAAAUGAAAAAAAUAAAUAGGAGAAUAUAAGAUUAGAUAAAUAAUAAAUAAAUAAUAAAGGAAUUAUGAAAAAAAGAGAAUUAAUCAAAUAAUAGUCGUCUGAAAUUUGUGAAGAAAUUAGUACAAAGUAUCCUGAAAAAUUAAAUGAAUUUAUUGCUGCAAUAAAAAAAAAGACUAAUUCUGGUCACGAAAUGAAUAGGCUAUUCUUAUUGAUGUCUGUACAUCUAUUUUCGGAAAAGAUCAUCCAAUUUAUAAGAAGGCUUUAAAUGUGUUUUAAGUUAUUAUCAUAUGCUUAAUAAUGGAAAUAUAAAUACUUAAAAUAUUAAAAGUUCUUCACAAGUUAAGAAUUAAUAAAAUUAAAUUAAUUCACUAUUGAAAAUCUAAACAGAAAACUAAAAAGAUAUAAAAAAUGUUUAAUUACCAUCUGGUGUAACAAAAAGCCUUUAUCAUAAAACAAUCCCUUAUUAUAUGAAUAUUUCAAAGACUUAGUAGAAUGUCGUGAAAGCAGUCGUAGAAAAGCAAACACUUGCUUCAAACCUUUAAACGAAAUAGAUUUUAAUACUCAUUAAAGAUAUACCCAUAGCUAUGUAUACAUGCCGAAAUAUUAUCCUAAAAAUUGUUCAAACUCAGACUAUUUGAGUAAAUAGGUUUUAAAUACAAAAAUUGUAACAGUCCCUAUGGGUACAGAACAUGUAUCAUUUAAUAUAAUGAGAAAAAACGCAUAUGAGGAAUAACUUUUUAAAAGUGAAGAUGAAAAAUAUGAAUUCGAUUUUCAAAUAUCGAUGUUCAAAAGAACCAUUUUUUUAUUGGAAAAAGUCGAAAAGAAUAAUAUCAAAGUUGAAGAUGAAAGAAAAAUAGUACAAUAAGCAAUUGAUUUAAAAAUAAUAAGUACUCUUUAUAAACAUGGAGUAAAGGAAUAAUAAGAAGUUUGUGAUAUUUUAUUAAUGAACCCAAAAAAAACAGCUCCUUUAAUACUUAUUAGACUUAAGGAAAAAUUAUAAGAAUUAAUGAAUGUGAGAUAAAACUAGGCAAAGAAAUAAUGGCAUGAAAUAUAAGAAAAAAACUACCAUCGGUCUUUAGAUCAUAGAUCGUUUAUAUUUAAAAGACAUGACAGGAAGUUAAUUUAAAUAUAAAGAUUUGAAAAAGAAAGUGAAUUCAGAUUUUAAAUAUUAAAUAAAAUAAGAAUGAAAAAAGAAGACUUCGAAAAUAAAGAAGAGUUUGAGAAUAAUGUUGAAUCUUUUUUAAGUUUUUGA
This is a messenger RNA of Ichthyophthirius multifiliis, 1523 nucleotides long. RefSeq names its product ubiquitin carboxyl-terminal hydrolase family protein, putative. Gene Ontology annotation, cellular component: chromatin; histone deacetylase complex. Gene Ontology annotation, molecular function: transcription corepressor activity. The record is from RefSeq and is a predicted model, not a curated record. NCBI's taxonomy places the organism in Eukaryota, Ciliophora, Oligohymenophorea, Hymenostomatida. Gene Ontology annotation, biological process: negative regulation of transcription by RNA polymerase II. The transcript is spliced from 4 exons.